UUAAUGUGAUUCCAGUCAACUUAAUUAUUAUGGAUGAACAAUUUCUGGAAUACAUUACUGAGAAUGCUGCAAAUAUAGGACCUACAGCUCGACAGGCUUUACUACACCAUGCCGAAGAGGAAUAUCUCAAUGGCAACAUGCCACAAUCCAUAUUCUAUCAAGUGGUGUCCCUUUACCAGACCUUUCAAGACCAUUAUUAUAGAGGAGGCGGGAAAAGAAAAUCGGUCGAUGUCAAAGAGCUAAUGAACGAGAUGAGUGCCGAGGAAAAGUCUGAGUUAAAAAAGAAUUGUCUCAUACAGUAUGUUGGCAAAUCCUUGAAUCAAAUGGCCAAAAAUAAGCCUAAGAACAAAUGUGAGGAAAGUACACCAAAACCAGAAGGCAACUUUCUCAAGGGCAUAACCAACCCCAUUGAGGGAAUACACAAACUGGAGGAAGUAUGUAAACAGAUGCCAAAAGUGUGGACAAUAUUGCAAUUAUGUAAAGGACCCCGUACGGAGACCACUUUUUCAAUAUAUCCAAAUAUACACGAAAGUGAUGCAGCCAUUUAUCUCACCAUAAUAAAACAUGCACGCAGUGACAGAUAUCCCAUGCCCAUUUGUUUGCGUUUUUGUGGCAGCAAACAGAAGGAACUUUUUGAAAGUUUUGCAAAUAUUAUUAACCGCUUCAAACAUAGCAUUAAAGUAGAUCCCAAAGAUUAUUAUUCAAUAGAGGCGAGGAAGCUUUACUGGAAAUCGUUGUCGGAGGUGAAUGAUUUUAUGACGAUAGCCUGUGAAGAACUGAAACGAUUUUUCUUUCCUUGGAAUUUUUUAUUUGCUGGUAUCUCGCACUCUUUUACAACCAAUGAUGCUUUUGCUCAACGUUGGACAGCAAUUGAUAAAUUUUGUGACUCGUAUGAAUUGGAUAACCAAUGUCGAAUUCUAUUAUCGCUGGCCGCAUUGAGGAUAGGUGAAUUAACAGUUCUGGAAAUCGAAGGCAUUUGUACGAUACUGUUUGAUAACGCAGAGCGCCGAGAAUUGGCAGUGCAGCUAUUAAAGGAAAUGCAACAACAACAACAAGAUGAUGCCAGUGAACACUAUAAUAAGGAUGAUUGCUAUCCCUGUAUACUGGUCAUUGAUGAGUAUUUAGAUCAUUUUUUCUGGGAAGAGAUGAAUGUUCACCAAGAAUUUACCCGAGUUAACUCUUUGCAAUGCCUUUGGAGGCUAUACCAAGCCUAUAAGAAGGACAUACACAAUGGUUAUCUCCAGGUUAAUAUAACCAAUGGAGGCUCCAUUAUAAAUCCAGAUCAAAGUUUGUGCAAAAUGGAAGUGAGAAUGCGUAGCUUUAUGGAACACUGGCUGCCUCACUGGAAAUUGCUGUGUAGCCAAAGACCAACUCAAGAAGAACUUAGAAAUAACUUUUUCAAUCGCAGUUGUUAUGUUUAUGCUGGUCAUGGUUCCGGUUUGCAAUAUAUAAAUGGCCGUAAUAUUGCCAAACUUCAAAUGCAAUGUGUGGUUUUUCUAUUCGGAUGUGACUCGUCGCGUCUCUAUUCGAAUGGUCUGUAUAGCGAACUAUGGGGGCCACAUAUGUAUUAUCAUGCAGCCAUGUGUCCUGCGUUAGUUGGCACUCUGAUGCCCUGCCUAGAUUCGUUUAUGGAUGGAGUAGCCACGGAAAUACUUAGUCGUUGGAUAGCACCCAAAUCGCCAAAUAUUUUGCCAUGGAAUGAAAUUGAACCGAGUGCCUGGAUAAAAGGGGGCAUCAUUAAAUCUGCAUUUACCACAACUUCUGCUACCACUACUACUGCCACAAUGUCCGAUUAUCAUUUGGGCAGUUUAUGUGGCGUCUUGGCCAGGAUACGGCAGCGGAUUACCGAAACCAAACUGUAUAACACCGCACCAUAUGUUUGUCGUGGUCUUCCCGUUUGGAAUUGUCAUGUCCAACCUCCUCCAACUUGAUUGUAAAUAUGUAGAACGAUAGCCUAAUAGGAUAAGAGUUUAAGCACGUAGCAUCCCUGGCGAUGAAAAAGUACCUUUUUUUUGAACUAGAAAUGUUAUUCGAAUUUUACUUAUACAUAUAUAUGCCCCGUGUCUCAUUUUGUUCAGUUCACUUUUAAAGUAUUAAAAUCUGUUUAUGAAUUUCAAAUUAA
This is a messenger RNA of Stomoxys calcitrans (stable fly), 2122 nucleotides long. RefSeq lists its product as uncharacterized. Gene Ontology annotation, cellular component: nucleus; mitotic spindle; cytoplasm. The coding region runs from base 30 to 1931 and encodes 633 amino acids. Gene Ontology annotation, molecular function: cysteine-type endopeptidase activity. Gene Ontology annotation, biological process: proteolysis; meiotic chromosome separation. NCBI's taxonomy places the organism in Eukaryota, Metazoa, Arthropoda, Insecta, Diptera, Muscidae. The record is from RefSeq and is a predicted model, not a curated record. The transcript has 11 exons.